AUGUCGACCGGACGCAAGGUCUUCCACUGUGCCGUGGACGAGACGGCCCUGUCCACCAAUAUUAGCGAAAUCAAGAAAUGGACCGCUAAUGGUGCUAUCGAUCUUGUGGUUCCUCUCUACAGUGAGUAUCUGUUCAAGGGCGAUUCCAUCACUGCAGUGCUUGCCGGUCUAACCAUUAUCCUCCGAUUAGCACUUGAACGACUCCAUGCGCUGAAGCGAGCGGGAUCGCAGGUCGCCAUCAAUGCCCGCGAGGCAGUCCGUUUUCUUGACCGGGUCACUUCCGGUAAAGAUCACAUCGCCGCCGACCGAGUUCUACUCCAGGGCCCCAUGGAGCAAUAUGAGCGCUGGGAGGAGGCAGAGAAAUUCUUCCUGCCGGAAUUUGAAGAGGAGCCCGAGGUAAUUGACGAAGCAGCUACCAAUGGCGAACCGGCGAUCGAACCUAGCGCCGAUGAUACGUUGACCAAGAACGAGUCGGAUGAUUUGUCACAGAUGCUCUUGUCCAAGCUAAACUUCAAAAAGGACCCGGAGGCCGUCUCGAUCACCUCCGUCGGCACCCCCAGUGGACCUGGAUCGCGCACAUCCUCUCGCAGCUCCCGUACCAGCCCCGAGUGCGCCCAGCACGAGUCCAGCAAUGGAACAAAGAAUGACAGGACCAAGAGCAAGUCUUCCAACCACCAGCGCACCAUCUCCGGAACGGUCAUCCCGACCGCGCCGCCCGCUCUGCGCCCAUUGCUGAGCGCUCUGCUCUGGCGGUUGCAUACCGGUCCCGAUGCUGAGAACUCUGCCAAGACGUGCAUCCUCAUCUCCAAUGACCGUGCGACCCAGGUGUGGGCUCAGAAGUUUGGCAUUGGUGUCAAGAACAUUCUCCAGUUACGCACGGCUAUCCAGUACGAGGAGCGUGAGUACAAAAACCGCUGCAAAUAUGUCGAGAAAACCCAGACCCAACCCGCCGAGCCGAAGACAUUGUUGUCCUACGAAGAAGAGAGCGACGAAGAUGAGUUGCGAAAGGCUGCCCCCAAGGCUGCGCCACCUCCUGUUGAGCCUACUGCUACCGUGGAAGUUCCUACCAAGCCCAUCGACCCGGACUCUUUCAGCCGAUCUCUGGGUGGUGCAACCAAGCCGCCCACUGUAGACGCGAGCGUCCAACAGGGUACCGCCGGUGCCACCGGUGCGCCCCGCGGCAACGCUGGAGCCUCUCGCCGCUCAUCUAAUGGUCGCCGUGGUGGAUCCUCGCGCGGUGCACGAGGUAAUGGUCGUGGCCGUGGUAAGCUCUGGGUUCCUUGA
Penicillium concentricum is the source of this 1284-nucleotide messenger RNA. RefSeq lists its product as uncharacterized. The record is from RefSeq and is a predicted model, not a curated record. The transcript has 2 exons. Lineage: Eukaryota; Fungi; Ascomycota; Eurotiomycetes; Eurotiales; Aspergillaceae. The coding region runs from base 1 to 1284 and encodes 427 amino acids.